AUGAAACUUUUAAUGUCAUUAAUUUUGACAAUUACAUUAUUAUCAACAAUUAAUGUUAAUGCAACAGAAACAUGGAGAUGUAUUAAAAGUGGUCAAGGAUGUUUUAUUGAAGGUGAUGAUAUCUGUCCAAAAGGAGAAUAUUGCAAUCCAAAUCAAGAAACCUCAAAAAAUGAUAGUAGUACUAGUAGAACUGGUAAUCCAUUACCAAGUGGAACAUGUUUACCAUUAAUUAAAGAAGGACAACCAUGUUAUUUAUAUCAAAGAUGUGAUUUUGGUUUACAUUGUAAAAUUCCACCAACUCAAUUUCCAGGAGAUCAAUAUAGUGUUGAAGGAAUAUGUGUUUCAUCAAAGUUUUUAAUGGUUGGUGAAAAUUGUUCAAAUGAUUCAGAAUGUUUAGGUCGUUUAGAAUGUAAAAAUCAAAAAUGUACACCACAAGAUUCUGAAUAUGGAUAUGAAUGUUAUAUGGAUGAAGAUUGCCCUUCUGGGAACUUCUGUUACUGGGGAUCAAAUAAAAAUCUAUGUAAACCUUUAAAUAAAAUUGGUUCAAAUUGUACCUAUGGAAAUGAUUUCACAUUAGGUUCAAUUUGUAGAAAUAAUAAGUGUAUUGAAAAAUUCUCUUUAAAAAAUGGUGAAAUUUGUUUAGAAAGAGAAGAUUGUGAAUCAUAUACUUGUGAUUAUAAUUUAUUAGAAAAUGGUGAUAGAAAUAUUUCAAUAUUUAAUAAUUAUUAUUGUCAAAAAAAAGAAUUUAAUUCAAAUGAUUGUAAAAAAGAUGGUUGCAAAAAUAAUGGUGAAAUUUGUGAUUUUAAUUCAAAUAAAUGUUUGGAUUCUUAUCCAAUAGGUUCUGAAAAAUGUAAAUCAGCAACUAAACUUAGAGAUUAUUGUUUCAUUAAAAAUAAAUGUCCCCUUAGAACUAAUUUCAAUGUUGAACAAAGAAAUAAAAAAUCAUGCAAUAUAAAAUAUUGUGAAUUUGAAAUUAAUAAUUAUUUAGAAAAUUGCAUUUUAGAAUCAACUUAUUGUAAAUAA
Messenger RNA from Dictyostelium discoideum AX4, 1023 nucleotides. RefSeq lists its product as hypothetical. Gene Ontology annotation, biological process: negative regulation of Wnt signaling pathway. The transcript is spliced from 2 exons. The record is from RefSeq and is a predicted model, not a curated record. Bases 1 to 1023 code for a protein of 340 amino acids. NCBI's taxonomy places the organism in Eukaryota, Evosea, Eumycetozoa, Dictyosteliales, Dictyosteliaceae. Gene Ontology annotation, cellular component: extracellular region.